AUGGAGCUGGUCAUCGGGUGGAACGGCGGGCAGCAGAAGAAGGACGAAUCGCAGGUGCCCAACUUCCCGCAGAUGGCCGGUCUGAUCAGUGCGGCAGAGAUGAUGCUGAAGGCCCAUCGUUUUGCUGUUAAGCGUCUCAACUGCAUGGAUCGAUUUUUCCACUCCCUGCCCAACUACUGUUCUUGGCUCGUGCCGAACAUGUGUUGCUCCAUCAAGCAAGAGCCGCAGAGUGCAAGUGUCUCGCAAACAAUCCCUGAAGACCUUGUCACGCGGAAGCUAACACAGAGCGCAAGACUGGCUUUGUUCUACAUGCUUGUUCGCCUCGUUGCUGCUUCGGCCGCCGUUUGCUCUGCCGCAGCGACAGAGGACCGCUGGGUGCUCGGUCGGCUGGUGUUGUUUGGUCGAUUCCAGGCGGGCUCGAAACCCAAAGCCGACGUGAAGACUCUGCAGGAGGUGGAGCAAGCCAUUCCUGAGGGCAACUACCCUCGCACUUUCCCCCACGGCGUCCUCAACGCCAAGUGGAGCAAUGAUCGGAAGUUGCUUCGCAAGCUGCGCAAGGCUCUUCGAACUGGCAAGCCGUUUGUCAUCAAUGACUUCUUGUUCGGCCCAGUCGCCGAGGCGCUCUUGCAGCAGCUGCAGCAGCUCAGUGAUCGGCAGGAUGACGCCGACGAAGCGGGUUACCCGUUCCAAAGACUGACGGAAGGCCCCUUCGACUCAGCUCCUAGAGGCUGGGCGCCUUUGAAGCCCAAUCCUUGCACACAAGUCGUCUCAGAUUUCCUGGAGAAGCGAAAACACCGCUUCGCGUUCACGGGGCACAUCUUGAUUGGCCGGAAGGGAGACAAGCACAAUGCUUGGCACUCUGCUUUUCGUCAAGCAAUGGAGCACCCCGCAGUCGUGCAGUUCUGGCAGGCUCUGGCUGGCAUCCCGAAGCAGGUGACCCGCUACGACCCUUCCUGGUCCUGGCUUCGCCCUGGUGAUUUCUAUGGUUUGCAUGCCGAUGACGCACAGGCAAGAUACCUGGCGGUGACAAUCCAUUUGGCCAGCGGCUGGUCCACAGACAACGGAGGCGAGCUUGUCUGGUGUGGCCCAGAGGGAGAUGGCGACGUGACCAUUGAGGCUCCCGACCGGCCUCACUUUCACAAGAGCUUCAAUGUUUCAAAGGGAGGGAGCGCGCUGCUGCCGAGUUUCAACGUGGCGGUGGUGUUUCCCGUCUUUCAGAACAGCUACCAUGCUGUGGCGCCAGUACAUGAAGGUGAUGGAAAAGGUAGGCGGUUCACACUGCAGGGCUGGUACGUCGAUCCGUGCCAGCUUGAAGAAGCUAAAGGCAGCUGCAUGCCUGAUGCCAUGCGACAGUUCAAGGUGUGGUCAGAGAAGAUCGCUUCCAAGUCCGCGGAGUGGGCAGGCAAAGGGCCGCGCCUUGUCUGGAGUCAGCAACACAGCAACACGGUUGGCCCGCUGGAUAUCGGCGUGAUAGCCACAGAACGUCUGCAGUCCAGCCUCGUGAUCCUGGCUUGGGAUGACUGGCUGAAACUGCCAUCUGGAAGCGACAGUUACAGUAUGGUGUUGAUUGCUAUCAGCGAGGAGAAGACAGACGAAGGCAAGGUCACCUACCGCAAUGAAAGUCUGUACCUUAGUGCUGCCGAUGUGCAAAAGGCGCGCGCCGUGGCUCGGCUGAACCAAGAUGUUACAUUCAUAAUUUUCACAUUGUUGCCGUGCCAAGCGAGGGCGAGGCGGCGCCCUCCACCGUCCCCACCCGGUAGUGCAAUCCAUAUUCUCGUGCCGGGGCGUGCUGACACGCACGCCCUGCUCGUCCUUCCCGCCGCGAUGGAAGGUGGAAAAGCUCCCACUGACUAUGGCUCGCUGGAAACAGGCUCUGGCAACUUUGCACCAGGCCUGAGAGGAGCCAUCGAGACCGAGGAAACCAAGGCCGCAGCCCGUGCGAGGCCGUCCUGGAAGGAUCUGCCACCUCUGCUGUUGCCCUGGAUCCUCUUCGGAAUGGUGCUGCUGGCAACCGCUUUGGUUCAGGGACAGAUGAUCGCACUACUUGCCUCUGUUGCUUGCUUCAUCCUGUCGGUCGGCUUUCUGUUGCUCUCUCGAGGGCCCGCUUGGCGAGUGCUUGCAAUCAGCUGCUUCUGCAUCACCCUCUUCGGCAUUGCGUUGGGGCAGUACGACAAGGUCAAGUACCUGUAUCCUUACUACUUCUUCGUGCGAAGCCCUGGCUACUCUGAUGUGGAUCCCGCAUCGAAGCCGGGUUCAGUGGCAGACGCAGGCUAUUUGAGUUUCCAGCCUGGUUCUCACGUGGACACCACCCGAGGAGUGGGCUUCGUGUCUGACACGCUCUGGUGUGCAGCGCCUAUUGUCAUGGAUGAGAUGGCAACGUCAGCCGGCUACUGGGCCGUGGGCACCGACUGCUGUAAACGACAGGGCAGCUUUCACUGUGGAGAUGCUCAGAACCACUCGGUGCGGAGUGGCGUUGUGAUCCAAGACUCGAGCCCAAUCCUGGAAGGUGAACUGCCCAAGUAUCUGCAAGCUGCAAAGAUGGCUGCAGAGACCUACGGCAUCAACAUGCCAAGGAACCCCAUGUUUAUCCGCUGGAAUGAUACCGCCGAACGACAAGAAAACUGGUUCUGGAGCAAUGCCGCGAAUUUCGUCCUCGUUUGCUUGUUGGUCUUCUUUCUUCUGGCACCAUGCCUCCUCUUGCUUUUCGCCUGUACUGGCUUCACGCUCUUUGGCAUGGAGGACAGUGCUCAUUGGCACCCCGAAAAGCUUGACUACAUGACCUUUGGCUUUGACUGGACGCCCAGGGUGUAUCCAAGUUACGUCCGCCAGGACUUGCUGUAUGGCCGGACUUUUUGGACAGGCGAAGUGAUCGAGGACUAUGUCUUCCAUGCAGCAAACCGUCAUGUCUACUUGGGCGUCCUCUUCAGCCAUCCCGCGCAUCCUUAUAGCAAGUGGCAGCGCCUGGUGGUAGCAAUCGCCGCUUCUUGUAUCUCCUGGUUUGUUGUGACUGGUGUCGCAGCCUUCACUGGACAGACUCUACUUCGGGUCAUCGUCAUUGUCGCCCUUUGCCUCGUCACGCGGAAUACGCUGAAGCUCGUCCUCCUGACGUAUGGCAUUGGACGAGAUUUGGGGGAGGCUCAUGUUGUACGCAGCUCUAUCUCCUCGGCCCUGAGCGCGAAUGCCCUUGGCAUUCUGGUGCUGUACCUGGUGAUGGCUGCCUCUGCGCUGGGCGCCGCAUCGGCAAUCGUCAGCGCUGUUGGGGGCAAAUCCUUUGGUGAGGAGCUCGGCAAGAAUGUGGAUGUCCUGGCCUACAUGUAUGUCCUGGACUUCUUAGUAGAUGCUGUGACACCGUAUGUGGGCCUGGACGAGCUCAGAGGUGUUUGGGCAUUGGGCUUCUUUGGCAGGUGGCGGGAUGAGCGCGACGAGUUCGAGUCAGCCAAAGCCCACAGUCACAAGUUCCGCUGGUCGUCACUGGGUGCCGAGGUGCUGGGCGUGGGCCCCAGCGGCUCCGCUCCCAAGCGAGGCCAGGCCGGUGACAGCUUCGUGGUGCCUCAUGGCAUGAUUCAGCCCACGGCCUCCGGAAACAUGAAGCGCAACUCCUGA
Messenger RNA from Symbiodinium natans, 3603 nucleotides. Lineage: Eukaryota; Dinophyceae; Suessiales; Symbiodiniaceae. The record is from the annotation of a GenBank genome assembly.